UUGUGGCUACCAAGAUCAAGGCAACCCAUAUCAUGACGGACCUCUGACAAUACAAGAGCAGACCAUCUCAAGCUCUGGAGGCGGUUCCCCACUACAUGCGAAAGUGUUCUCUCCCCUGAUGAAGGGGAACUACUCACCCGUGUUCUUCGUGGGAGGUCUUAAUGGCUACGUCAUUGUAGAAGCAUAUCAGAUCGUCCAAAAGAAGAUCGCCUCCCAUGGUUUUGUCGUCAUUGGGGUCGACUACAAAUUCCCCGUCUUGAGAAAUUCAUCUCUUAAACAUGAGGAAGAACUUGGUCAGGACCUGAAUAAUUUUUUCGACGAAUUAACUUGGUUGAAAUCCCACCUGGAGAACUUAACUCAAGUAAAUAUUCUGUGGAACCAGACAUCUCUGAUGUGUCAUUCCUCCGGAUGUGACGUCACGAUUCGGAUGAUACGGAUGAACAGCUCCUUAUUUCAGGCUACAGUGUUUCUAGAGCCCAUGAGUUUUGAUGUUAAACCAAUCAACGUGACGCUCCCGGCCUUGAUGUACGGCACCCAGCUGGCGGAGGAAGGAUUGAUCACGUGCUGUAUACGGGGCUUUGAUUACCAAAAGUUCUUCGAAAUUUGGCAGUGCCCAAAGAUAAAAUUUGAAGUGGCGGAUUUUGGACACUGUGACAUCCUGGAUCCAGUCCCAUGGGAAGGCUGCCAUGUCAUCCACUUCUGCAAGACGACCGACGACUCGAGGCUGGAGGAGUAUCGCCAGUUUGUACAGGGGAUGGUGUCUGCUUUCCUCAUUGGCUACACACAGGACUGGACACCCGCUCUCAACUAUAUCGUAAACCGGACGAACGUUCCGUUGAAGUUAUUAGAUUUCGGCGUACAGCUGUCGUGUUGAUACUGCACUUACGCAGUGCUGGUGAUGACGAGUAUGUGAAGAUCUGGAAUUGGAGAAGAGACGCUUGCUCCGCCCAAACAGUUAUGUCCUGUCCCCUCAAGCAGGGAACCACACCGUCAGCGUGUAAUGCCAUGCUGGAGCAGAUCCUAGGUUCGAUGACGGAUAAAACAAUUAAUUCACACCACCAGCACACGGGGAAAGUGUUUUAACUGUUACAGUCUUGUAUUUCAUCACAGAUUACCUAUUAUUGUAACGCUGUUCAUUUUCAGGGUAAACGUAUGACUAUCACUUCUUGGCACGAAACCACGAAACCAUGUUCAAAGACUUCAGCCAAGCCCCAGACCCAGCCCACCCCCUACCCCCUAAAACAUUUUUAAACACCUCCACCCACCCCAAAUGAUAGAGGAAGGGACCGAAAUGUCUUUCUUAGGACGUUGAUUGUUUAAUUUGUUUAGGCAAUGGCAGGCAGUAAAAAAGUAUUUUUAGCAGUAUAAGCACGCAAAUAUUAUUGAUAAUAGUAAUAUUGUUAAUGGUUUUCAUCAACUUCCAAAAUUGCUGUUUACUUUUUUCACGACCCUGUCCUAGAAUGUCCGUUGACACGUGCCAGGCUUCUACGUCAUAUCAUGUUGACGUGUUGAUAAGAACAGAUAAUCAACAAGUCAGCAUGUUCCCAUGAUUCUCAAUGACAGUGCAAGUCUGCAAUAUGACAUAAAUGAUUCCUCCAAGUACAAAUGUAUCGACAACAACGUACUGACUUCAUGACGAGUUGCUCCCCGAUGAUUGCAUUGAUAUGGUUUGCAAUAAAUAAAGAAUAUUAUGUUUUUAUGAUAUGUAGUUCAUAGCAUGAGCCAUCUGUCGCAAUUUACGAUGCAAACAUUGUCGCACUUACUUAACACCUGUUAUCACACAGCAUGUUUAAACAUCAAGGGAGCAGCCAUUUGUGUUUUCAGGUAGGGACUGGAGAUCAGCAUUUUAUUUUUGAUGUUUAGUUGCGCAAUUAUUUUGAAUAAAUAGACGUAAUGAACUGUAUACUUUGGACACUUGUCUGAAAAAGGCACAUUAUUCGUUUCACUACAAUACAAGGCAUACGUAAAUGAUUUUUUGUCCAACCGAUCCGUGGAAGAAAAGGUCUCCAGCAACCCAUGCUUGCCGUGAAAGGCGACUAUACAUGUCGUAAAAGGCGACAAACAGGAUCGG
This is a messenger RNA of Haliotis rufescens (red abalone), 2071 nucleotides long. RefSeq lists its product as uncharacterized. NCBI's taxonomy places the organism in Eukaryota, Metazoa, Mollusca, Gastropoda, Lepetellida, Haliotidae. The record is from RefSeq and is a predicted model, not a curated record. The transcript is spliced from 7 exons. Bases 119 to 874 code for a protein of 251 amino acids.